Molecule: messenger RNA, 615 nt
Organism: Dromaius novaehollandiae (emu)
Lineage: Eukaryota; Metazoa; Chordata; Aves; Casuariiformes; Dromaiidae
Product: olfactory receptor 14J1-like
Exons: 1
Coding region: 1-615 (204 amino acids)
Biological process (GO): G protein-coupled receptor signaling pathway
Cellular component (GO): membrane
Molecular function (GO): olfactory receptor activity; odorant binding
Source: RefSeq, a predicted model, not a curated record
AUGGCCUAUGACCGCUUCAUUGCCAUCUGCAGACCCCUGCACUAUGGGACCAUCAUGGGCAGCAGAGCUUGUGUCAAAAUGGCAGCAGCUGCCUGGGGCAGUGCUUUUCUCAAUGCUCUCCUGCACACUGCCAACACAUUUUCAAUACCACUCUGCCAAGGCAAUGCUGUGGAGCAGUUCUUCUGUGAAGUUCCCCAGAUCCUCAGGCUCUCCUGCUCAGACUCCUACCUCAGGGAACUUGGGGUGCUUGUCAUUAGUGUUUGUUUAGUCUUUGGGUGUUUCAUUUUCGUUGUGCUGUCCUAUGUGCAGAUCUUCACUGCUGUGCUGAGGAUCCCCUCUGAGCAGGGCCGGCACAAAGCCUUCUCCAUGUGCCUCCCUCACCUGGCCGUGGUCUCCCUCUUUGUCAUCACUGUCAUGUUUGCCUACCUGAAGCCCCCCUCAGUCACCUCCCCAGCUCUGGAUCUGGUGGUCUCUGUUCUCUACUCGGUGGUGCCUCCAGCGUUGAACCCUCUCAUCUACAGCAUGAGGAACAAGGAGCUCAAGGAUGCCCUGAGGAAAGUGAUUUCAUGGACAUUUUUCAGGAGUGGUAAAAUUGCCAUUUCUCUCCACAAUUGA